Messenger RNA from Entamoeba invadens IP1, 363 nucleotides. RefSeq lists its product as hypothetical. NCBI's taxonomy places the organism in Eukaryota, Evosea, Mastigamoebida, Endamoebidae. The record is from RefSeq and is a predicted model, not a curated record. The coding region runs from base 1 to 363 and encodes 120 amino acids. The transcript has a single exon.
AUGUCACACCACACACGAAACUUUGACAGAAACGAGGAAGAAGAAGUGUGUGUUGGGUCUGUGAGCGAAUCGUAUGAGAUUGAGACAAUUAACAAGAAGCCGAAGGUGCAACAAAGAAGAAAGGAAGACUUGAAGCCACGUAAAAGUGUGUAUCAUUGGUCAAGGCAAGAGACUGGGUUGUUCUAUUUGGCCUUGAGGAAGUAUGGUGCAAAUAUGGAAUUGAUUGCAAGAGAUAUGCGAAAUACAAAAAUUGAUCGAAAUACUGUGCUUGUAAAAUUCAAAUACGAACAAAAGACACAUAGUGGGUGGGUUAGAAAUGCAAUGAGUAAAAUUGAUUGUCUUCCUUUUUACACAAAGUGCUAA